Molecule: messenger RNA, 2388 nt
Organism: Scaptodrosophila lebanonensis
Lineage: Eukaryota; Metazoa; Arthropoda; Insecta; Diptera; Drosophilidae
Exons: 7
Coding region: 88-2241 (717 amino acids)
Source: RefSeq, a predicted model, not a curated record
CCUAUUCGUUUUUUGCGCAGUGCGCGGACGUUUGUUUUCGCCAAAGCUUAGUUUUAGACGCUAGAUUUAAACCCCGUAGUAGAUACAAUGGCAGCGAAUAAAGCCGCAGAAGUAUUACCACUGAAUGAAAGUGAUUCGAAACAAAAUAUAAAAACGAAGAUAAUGCCUCAAUCUGUCGGCGUUUGCAUAUUUUGUGAGAGCGAAGCAAAAUUAGUUUGUCAUCGUUGCGGCGAUUUCUACUGCUCGAAGAAAUGUCAGACAUUUGACUGGCAGCGUCAUCGUUAUAUUUGUUUUUCAAUGCCAUCUCUGGUGCAUCCCAAGGCUUGCUCUGCCUUAGCAGGAAUUGAAUUGCCACUGCCCCCAGCGCCGGCACUUAAAAAACUAGAGGACAAUAAAAUACUAGCUUGUGAAAUAACAAACAAGGAAGUACCAAAAAUACAGACUCAACCGAAUGUCGCUUCUCCGGCAAAAAGCCCCGAUAAUAGCAAAAAGAACUACAAUCGCCCAGUAAAUGAAGUUGUGACCCCGACAGCACCUGUGCUGGAUCACUCGAGCAAUAGGAGCCCGACUUCUGAAAACGGCAUGAACAUUGGCAACAAUAUAAACGCAAGCAGCUGCGAAUCCAUUGAAUCAAGUGGAAAUAAUAAGAUGGGAAAUAAUAAGAAAUGCGUACCGCCAAUGAUAAAGAUGCCGCCAAGCAACAGUACUAUAACUGUAACCGGGUUCCGUUCAGCAAACCGCUGUAGUGUGCGCGCUGCCAAUGAAACUGCUGAUAAAGCAUAUUUUGAAAUUUGUGAGAAGAUCGAUGUGUGCGGCCAGAAAAUGCCAAAAUUGCGUAGUGUAAAGAUAAAUAGUUAUGCUCUGAUCGCAGCGAACGAAAUAUAUCAUCGUGUUAAGGUGCUGGCUAUUACGAACAAACAUAUUGCGCGCGUGCUCUUCAUUGAUCAUGGCAUGACCAAGCUACGCAAAAUUGACGACUUACGCCAAAUCCCGCAUGAGAUUUUAGAGCUGCCCUGCUAUUGUCUGCAGAUACAAUUAAAGGAUGUGCCCAACUAUGCCACAUCUGAUGAUAUCCUCAACUUUUUAGCGUUGUUCGAACGUAAAUCGUUUAAUAUCGUAUAUGGCAUGGAAUAUGAUGUGGAACUAUUUCUCAUCGGAUCGAAUAUAUCGUUAAAUCAACACAUUCGUGAUUUUUGCGCCAAUAGAGAGCUCUAUGGACAGACUAGGCCAGACAAUGAUCUAAAGAACAAACGCAAUAAUUUAUUACACGAAGCGCAGAUGUACAAAAACUUUGCGAGGGCACUUGAUGUAUCACUAAAUCAACGAAUUCUGGCCAAGGAAAUUAAAAAAGAGGAGCUCAACAUCGUAGAAACGAAGGCAUUGCCUAAUCCACAAGCUAUAAAUGGUGCCAUAAACUCAACUACUGUAGCCAUAGAAGAACCUAUAGAAAUAAAGAAGUCUGCAGCCAGCAUUCUCGAACUACUCGAAAAGAGAAAUGAUCAAAUUUCAACUUCCAUUCCGGAAGCUGAACCAAAGACAGCCACAGAAACUAAAGAGCGCCAAAUAUCUCCAGAAAAGUUUAGUGAAAGCAGCAACGCCCAGAUGGUCGAAGAUAUAGAAAAGCCAACCAGUGAUGAAAAAUGUCUCCCGGCCAUUAAGUCUGAUAUCACGGGUGCCUCUACACCGGAGAAAACUCCCGUUCUUACUCCCCCCUUCGAAAUAUGCCGUCUAGAUACCAAUACAAAGGACGGACUGAAAGCCUACAUCGUAGACAAUUCGAGUAUUUUGCGAGGCAUUGUUGGUGCCUUUGAUUUAAAACACGCUCGCAAUCAUGCCAACAUUUAUAUAUAUUUGAAAAAACUUAAUGAUUCAGAAGCCUAUGAACCGAUCCUCAACGAGUAUGUCAUAGCAAAAUAUAAUGGUGAAUGGUUUCGGGCCAGGGUAACGGAAAUAAAAAACACGAUACCAAAAAAAUACACGGUGUAUUACAUCGAUUUCACCAAUGUAGAAACAGUGACUGUUGAAGAUAUACGUCGUUAUCCCACUGACUUGACUGUGCCUUGUAGCACAAAUAUUUGUCUUAUUGAAGGAUUCCCCCACAAGCUGAAUGAUGCUCAGGCUGCCUAUUUAAAGGAAAACCUGCAAAUAAACAAAAUGUUCAACAUUGAUGGUGUAAGCUACUUACACGACAUGGCCCUUCUCCAAUGCAAUCAGUUGAUUGAUAAGCUCAAUGAACUAUAGAGAACUACCUCUAGCAUUUGUUUACAUUUUUGAACGGACAAUCGCAUUUACCAAACUUUGCUGAAUAUCAGAACUUAAAUAUAUGUACCAUAAGAAGCAUUCUGCAACAUUAAUUAUAAUACUCUUGAUAUAAACCAAAAUGUUACA